GAGAGGCAGAGCGCAGCCGCUCAGUCCGGGUCAGUCAGUGCAACAACAUCACCGUAUGAAUGACGGCGCACUUGACCGACGCAGGGAAAGACUUCGUCCGCUCGAGCUGGAUUUACCUCACCUCACCUCCCCUCCCCUCCCCUCACCUCUCUUCUCUUCUCUUGACGGAUCGAUCCGCAGCCUUGCAGCCGCCGGAGCCUCACAUGUCCCCGUGAUGUUACAGCCUCCAUCGUCGCUGUGAUAAAAACCAUGAGGAGAUGACCGCCUUGUAGAUCUGACAGCAGAGGAGCUGACGGUAAAUGAGAGGCAGUCACCAUGCCCCCGGGGAAGUAUGGGAUGCAGGAGGAAUGGGCGAAGGAGGGUGUCCGGGAGAUCAUGAUGGACUUCCUGCUGCCUACUGGGAUCUUCCUCAAAUUCCCUGUGCCUCCAAACGACACCAUCAAAAAUAUCAAAAAAAUGGUUUGGAAAAAUGCCAGAAGCGAGGCUCUUUUCAGUGCACUGGGUGAUCCCGACGCGUACGUCUUCACCUGCAUCAACCAGACAGCAGAGAGGGAGGAACUGGAGGAAGAAUCGAGGCGUAUAAGCGACGUGAGGCCUUUCAUGUGCGUUCUGAGGCUGGUGGCGAGGGAGGGCGACCGAGUGGAAAAACUCACCAACACCCAAAUCAGCCUGCUGAUUGGCAAAGGUCUGCAUGAGUUUGAGGCCCAGAAGAACCACGAGGUGAAUGAGUUUCGGACUAAGAUGCGCACGUUUUGCGAAGAGAAGGCUCAGGAGCGGCAGCUGUUGCCAUGGCAGCAGUGGAUGGAGUACAGCUUCCCAUGUGACCUGGAGCCGUGCUGCUCCCCGUGUGGGAGCGCAAAGUCAAAAAACACCAAGAAGAUUUUCAUUAACGUCAAGUUUGAGGCUUGUGAUGAAAGCUUCAUGCUGCAGCAGGAUCCUCAGGACCACCCAGGGGCUCUGAUGAGGAGCGCCCUGAAGAAGAAGGCCACCGUCUUUCGCUCACUGCGACAGGAGCCAGAGGACUACACCUUACAGGUCAAUGGGAGUUGGGAGUUCAUCUAUGGGAAUCAUCCCUUGCGCCAGUUCAAAUACAUUUUCUCAUGUUUGAGAAAUGGCCAAAACCCUCAUCUGACCAUGGUGCACCACUCCACCAUCAGCAAGUAUCAGGAGGAACAGGGCAGAAUGUGUAGCCAGGGGUACAAGAGUCGCUCCAUGUCCAGACCUCCUCCACUGCCCCUGAAGAAGCAGAACACCUCCUCUCUGUGGUCCAUCAAUGAGCCUUUCUACAUUCACCUGCUGCGGGGCAACCGUGUCAAUGCAGACGAAGGAAUGAAGCUCGUGGUGCAGGCUGGUCUGUUCCAUGGCAGCGAACUGCUCUGUAAGGUGGUGACAAGCUCCGAGGUGACAGUGGGCUCUGAGCCGCUGUGGGAUCAAAAGCUGGAGUUUGACAUAAACGUGGCCGACCUGCCUCGCAUGAGCCGCCUGUGCUUUGCUCUCUAUGCUGUCAUUGAGAAAACCAAGAAACCCCGUGGCACCAAAAAGAAGAACAAGAAAGCGGAUUGUCCCAUAGCCUGGGUGAACACCAUGGUGUUCGACUACAAGGACCAGCUAAAGACCGGGGAGUUCCUCUUGUCCACAUGGCCAUCUGUUCCUGAUGACAAAAGUGACCUGUUGAACCCGAUGGGAACAGUCGAGAAGAACCCCAAUGUGGACAGUGCUGCCGGGCUUCUGAUUCGUUUCCCCAACAUCCGACCACAUCCUCUUUAUUAUCCUCCGCUUGACAAGAUCAGCGACACAGAGAAGAAUGGCGAUGCAUCUAUCAGUUUCUUUAGUGGCACUAAAGAAGAGUACUUGAAACUAAAAGAAAUCAUGGACAACAAAAACUACACUGAGUUUUUCGAGGAUGAGAAGGAACUCCUGUGGAAGCUCCGCACCGACGUCCGCGACCAUUAUCCUGAAAGUCUGUCCAAGCUGCUCCUCAUCACCAAGUGGAAUAAGCGAGAGGACGUAGUUCAGAUGGUGAGUCUACUGAAGAACUGGCCGGACCUCCCUGCCAUCCAUGCCUUGGAGCUGUUAGACUACAGUUUUCCCGACCCGACUGUCCGUUCUUUCACUAUCAGAUGCCUCAGGAAGCUCAGUGAUGAUGAACUGCUGCAGUAUUUAAUCCAGCUGGUCCAGGUCCUAAAGUACGAGUCCUACCUAGACUGUGACCUCACCACUUUCCUGCUAGAGAGGGCUCUGUCCAACAGGAGGAUAGGACACUUUCUGUUUUGGCAUCUGAGGUCAGAGAUUCACGUGGCGUCUGUGAGUUUGCGUUUUGGCCUGAUUCUGGAAGCAUACUGCAGGGGAAACAUCCACCACAUCAAGCUCUUAUCCAAACAGAACGAGGCUUUGGGCAAAAUGAAGGCCCUGAGUGACUUUGUUAAGUCGGGCUCCCAGAGGAUGACAGCAGAGGACCUGAAGACGUGUAUCAAACAGGACUCGUAUGUGGAGGCCCUGUCAGACCUGAUGUCACCACUCAACCCCAGCAUCAUCCUCGCUGAGAUCUGUAUAGAUAAGUGCAGAUUCAUGGACUCCAAGAUGAAGCCGCUCUGGCUGAUGUAUAAGAACCACUGGACUCAAGGAGACAUGGUGGGCAUCAUCUUCAAGAAUGGAGAUGAUCUUCGACAAGACAUGCUGACCCUGCAGAUGAUCCAGCUCAUGGAGACCUUAUGGAAGAAAGAAGGCCUUGAUCUCAGGAUGAUCCCAUACGGCUGCCUGUCCACUGGGAACAAGAUGGGGCUCAUCGAGGUAGUGAAGAACUCUGACACCAUCGCCAACAUCCAGCGCAACAACAGUAACAGCGCUGCCACUGCUGCCUUCAACAAGGACGCUCUGCUCAACUGGCUCAAAUCUAAGAAUCCUGAGGAAAAACUUGAUCAAGCAAUAGAAGAGUUCACGCUGUCCUGUGCUGGCUACUGUGUAGCUACUUACGUCUUGGGCAUUGGAGAUCGUCACAAUGACAAUAUCAUGAUCAGGGAAACUGGACAGCUGUUCCACAUCGACUUUGGGCAUUUCCUGGGCAACUUCAAGCGGAAACUAGGGAUCAACAGGGAGCGUGUGCCUUUCAUCUUGACUUAUGACUUUGUCCAUGUGAUCCAGCAAGGAAGGACAAACAACAGUGAGAAGUUUGAGAGGUUCAGGGAGUACUGUGAGCGGGCCUAUAAGAUCCUGUGUCGGAACGGGACGCUGUUCGUCAACCUCUUUGCCAUGAUGAAGGCAGCAGGACUGCCAGAGCUCACCUCCUUCAAAGACAUCCAGUACCUAAAGGAUUCUCUGGCUUUGGGCAAAUCAGAGGAGGAGGCGCUGAAGAAUUUCAAAGUCAAGUUUAACGAAGCCCUGCGAGAGAGCUGGAAGACCAAGGUCAACUGGAUGAUGCACUCCUUGGCCAAAGAUAACAGACCCUGAAGAACGCUGAACACCUGAGGACCAGCCAGAAAAUGAUGGAUUUUAACUUAUGGAGAUAAAAGGGAAGAAAAUACAAUAAAAUGUUUUUACUUUAUUUGACGACAUUCAAAGACACUCAGCAAAUGUUUACAUACGACUGGCUUGUGUGUGGUAAAGUACGACUAAGUGGAGGCAUCCAAAGACAAUGAGCAUCAUUUCAGCACACAGAUAUUUUCACAAUGAGAGAAAUCCAUCACAGUCAUCUUUACCCCGUCAAACAACGGGAUGCCUUUGCCUUGGAGACAUAUCAAGACAGACGAUACACAUGUGUUUUUGAUUUGUUGAAAUCGCUACUUGAAAACCUGCUCGUGCGAAGGUGUGAAUCACUGAAACAGAAGCAGAGACUUAAAGAUCAUCUCACCGACUGCAUUACUCAGCAGGGAGCAAACGGCAGACAGUGAUGAUGAUUUAUGAUGACUUUAGAUGAUAUCUUCCAGUCACAGUAAAAUAACAGGGUGGCAGUUUCACCUCAAGUCUUUCAAUACAGUUUAAUGGCUGUAUCAUUUCCUCUCAUUUCAACUGCCUCUUUGCAAUUGUGUCUUAUUUUUUUUAUGUUAUUGUAUUUUAUUUAAUGUGGUAACUUUGAAGUACUUGUACAAAGCCAUGAAGGAUAUUUUAAAAAAUAUGUUAAAUAUGUGUUUUACUGCUGUAUCACUUAAUGAUGUGUAAUAUUGCCUUGAAGUACAGUAUGUUGCCUUUGGAGUGCCACUAGACAGGAAAUGUUAUAACAUUUACAGUUUAUUGUAAAAUGAGAAAAUAACUUUGAAUGGGAUCUUUAUUUUGAAACGUCCCAGUGUACCAGACUGUGAUACCCAGCAGACCCUCACUAAACAGCAACUACACAUUUAAGGAAUAGUUUGACAUGUUGGUUAAUAUUCUGGUUUGCUUUCUUGCCGAGAGUUAGAUGAGAGGUUCAAUACUACUCUCAUGUCUGUCUGUUAUAUGUGAAACUGGAGCCAGAUAGAAACAGAUGGAAACAACUAGAUUCUGUCCGAAGGCAGCAGAAUCUGCCCAGCAGCGCUUCUAAAAAUGACACAUUGUUCAUUUGUAAGCUUUAGUGGUGCUGCCAGGCAGAUUUGGUUUUACCUUUGUGCAGAGCCAGGCUAGCUGUUACCCCUUGUUUUCAGUAUUAAUGCUAAGCUAAGCUUACUGUCUCCUGGGCCCAGCUUCAUAUUUAAAGGGAUAGUUCAGGUUAUCUGAUGUGGGGUUGUGUGAGGUAGUCAUGCGUAGUCAGUGUAUUACCUGCAGUACAUUUGGAUCAGAGCACUGCCAGUUACGAGAGGAGCCUGAAAGCACCGGCUCAAUAGCAGAGGGAUGUGUUACUGUGCAUGGGGCCGGCAGAAAAAAUGUGUUUUAGACACUUGUAAAAAAUACCCGCCGAAACAAUCCGAUAUCCGUUCAAAUAUUCUACAUGAAGUGUACAUUUAAAUGGAUAUUGGAUUGUUUCGGUGGGCGUCUUUUAAAAGUGUCCAAAACACGAUUUUCUGGCCCGGCAGCACAUCGCUCUGCUAGUGUACCGUGUUCCCUGCUGCCUCUCAUAACUCGCAGCGUGCUGAUCUUAAUCUACUGCAGGUAACACACUGACUCUGCUUGACUACCUCACACAACCCUUCAUCAAAUAAACCAAACCAUCCCUUUAAAAGAGAGAUAUGAGAUGAGUAUAGAUUUUCUCAUCAAACUGUUGUCUAGAGAGUUAUUCACAAAAUAUCUAAAUAUAAUGACAUGACUGCCAGUAGCAAAAGGACAAAGAAAUGAUCUCAGGCGCGAGGCAAAAAGAUGUUAUUGAUGUUUGGUGAAAAUACCAAAAUAUUGAAUACAAGCUUCAGUACGAUGCAAAUAAGACAAUCUAUGGACUGGUGUAAGCCAUAGACACAGUUGAGUUUCUGAAAAUGUGCUACUGUUCACACGCCCUUUUGAAAGUGUUAAUCUCAAAUAUGUGUCCUAUCUCAGAUGAUGCAGUACGUGUGUCUGUGAGUGUGUGUGUGCGUGUGUUUACGAGUAUGUGUUGUUUUCUGAUAUUUAAGUUAUGCUUUGUGAUUUCCAUUGCAUUUUUUCGAACUGAUGUGCCAGGUUCCAUGAAAGAGAUUUCAUGCUUACAAUGUCAAACACCUCUAUACUUUGGCAUAUCGAAUGCUGUGCAGAAUGGUGUGUUGGCUGUGUGAGGGUUUAAUUUUAUGGUAUGUUCAUAUUACUUUACAUGCUGUAUAUCCUGCUGUCAGUCCUGCAAGGAACAGUCAGAGAAAGAAAAUGAUGUGCUUUUCAUAGCCUUAUUGUUUUGCGUAAAUGAUCUCUACCGUUUGUAUGAGUCUCUGUACAAUGAUGACUUUUACAGAAGAGCAAGUGUAGCUGUAGAUUAUACAGCAUAAAUACCUUAAACUACUGAAAUAUACACUGUGGAAUAGACAUUAAAUAUGAGUCAUCAGUGUCCCUCAGAAUGGGCUUAGCUAAUCACUGCUGCUUUAAGCCAGGAGGAGUGAGUCUACUCAGUUUAUGGGCUAUUUUUGCAGAAUUUAAAAUAUACUGCUGUUGCCUUUUGAACUGAUUGUAAUUUAUGAAUUGUGUCAAAUGGUACAAAUCCUUUAAGGCUCAGGCCUUAUUUACAUGUGUGCAGCUAAAGCAGACGAAUUGUCCUGUUAGCAUAGGUCUCAUGUAGACCUGUCCUUUAUCUGUCUGCAUCCUGUUUUCACCUUUACUUCACUUGCUGAUGGGAGGGAAACAUACACUCAAUAAACAGUUUGCAACA
This is a messenger RNA of Seriola aureovittata, 6229 nucleotides long. RefSeq names its product phosphatidylinositol-4,5-bisphosphate 3-kinase, catalytic subunit delta (gene pik3cd). The transcript has 23 exons. The record is from RefSeq and is a predicted model, not a curated record. Gene Ontology annotation, biological process: phosphatidylinositol 3-kinase/protein kinase B signal transduction; cell migration; phosphatidylinositol-mediated signaling. NCBI's taxonomy places the organism in Eukaryota, Metazoa, Chordata, Actinopteri, Carangiformes, Carangidae. Gene Ontology annotation, cellular component: cytoplasm; plasma membrane; phosphatidylinositol 3-kinase complex. Bases 316 to 3447 code for a protein of 1043 amino acids. Gene Ontology annotation, molecular function: 1-phosphatidylinositol-4-phosphate 3-kinase activity; 1-phosphatidylinositol-3-kinase activity.